AUGAUCAACGACUCCGCAGAGUUGGGAGAAGUGAACGUUUCUCUGAUCUCCAACCAGAGCGGCUUCCCUCCACUGCGCCUGGAGUCCCGCUCCCUGGUCACUUCUGCCAGCAUGUUCGCCGUGGGCGUCCUGGGGAACCUCAUCGCCAUCGUGGUGCUCUGCGUCUCCAAGAAGGAGCAGAAGGAGACCACCUUCUACACGCUGGUGUGCGGCAUGGCCAUCACCGACCUGCUGGGCACCUGCUUCACCAGCCCCGUGGUCAUCGCCACCUACGUGUCCAGCCGCUGGCCCGGGGGACCCCUGCUCUGCCACUUCUUCUCCUUCUCCAUGCUCUUCUUCGGCUCGGCGGGGAUGUGCAUCCUGUGCGCCAUGGCCGUGGAGCGCUACCUGGCCAUCAACCACGCCUACUUCUACUCGCAGCACGUCGACCGCAGCAUGGCGCGCUUCGCGCUGCUGCUCACCUACUUGGCCAACAUGGUGCUGGGCAUCAUGCCGAGCUUCGGCUUCGGGCAGCACGUCCGGCACUUCCCGGGGACCUGGUGCUUCCUGGACUGGAGGGCGGCGGACCCGCUGGGCGCCACUUAUUCCCUCCUGUACGGAGGAGUGAUGCUGGUUCUGAUCGCGGUGACGGUGCUGUGUAACCUGGCGGUCUGCAGGUCUCUGCUGGGCAUGAACCAGAGGACCGGGGUCUGCGAGCAGGGGGGGUCGCGACGCCGGUUCCUCCGCCUGCCCUCGGUCACGUCCGCGGCGGAGAUCCAGAUGUUCUGGCUCCUCAUCUUCAUGACCAUCGUCUUCCUCGUCUGCUCCAUCCCUCUAGUGGUGCGGAUCUUUGUCAACCAGCUCUACGACCCUGCCUACAUCUCCGCGGGCGGGAAACCAGACUACCGCAGCGACCUGCUAGCAAUCCGCUUUGCCUCUUUCAACCCCAUCCUGGACCCCUGGGUCUACAUUCUGUGUCGGAAGAACUUGCUGCUGAAGGGCUGCGAGCAGGUGAAGAGGACGGUGUCUGUGGUCAAAGGAGCACAGAGGGAGAACAUUGUGGAGAGCCAGCACUCUCCUCCGUCCCUCCACAGCAACGACACCAGCUACGCCUCACUGCGCACGGCUGGCUACCGGAACAACGUGGACAACAGAAUGUCCAUGAAAAACGAGUCGUUCAUGGACUUCACCAUGAGACAAGCGUGGGAGUUUGACACGGCGCAGGUCAACUUUCACCCCUUCUGUGUGGAAGCCACCAUGACAGAGCAGGAGGUAGUUGAGGCUAAGGAAGCCGUGGUGGGAAGGACGACGCCUCUGUUGUCUUCACAUGCGCAUCAAGGAGGCGUGGUCAUGUGCACGUUCAGCACGCCGAGUUCAUGUCAGUCCGUGAAGUGUCUUUGACGGACAGCACUCACUCAUUCUAGCACAUUUUAUUAUAUGAACAUAUAAAAUUAGACUCAUGUGAUGCAACAAGGCUGCGCUCCAGCGUCACCUGGUGGAGAAAGUUCAAAUAUCUUCAUGAGUGAAGGAUGGAGCCUUUUCAUCAUGAGGUUCAGCCUAGAAGAAGGAGCAGAGACUGAAGAACAAGACACAAGCCUCGAUGUCUCCUUGAUGCCUGGUAUUCUGGGCAUGUCCAACCCCAAGAGGAGGAGUCUGGUCCUCUUCACUUCAGCAGCUGCCCCUGCGACCUGAAAAUGGAUGGAUGGGGACCAUAAAAAAAUGGAGUCUCUUUCACAAUUCUGAAAUACCUCCACAAACAGUGAGCCCGCAUGUAUCUGAGCCGUCCAACCUCUCAUCCUACCUCAUCUUUCUGGCCGCUCCAGGAUCCCUGAGGCCCCACGAUCACCAUGCCGAUUAUCGGCGGCUCCUUCUAAGUUUAAAGUGUUUAAACAUUUUCAUCUGUUGCCUUAUAUAAGAGCAUCGUUCCCCAUACUGUUAACUUGAGAAGAAAAACUGAAACCUUUUGUGACUGGACACACGAAACUGUCUCACAUCUUAAAACACCUUCAGAUGUGUGGUCUGCUACAACACAUAUAGUUUGUAUGCAACUUCAUCUGCUCAAAAUUAUUUCUUCCAAACAUGGAACGACAGGCGAUGAUGAAAUCAUUUUAUACCCCAUGGGUACAGAUAACUGUUGUGUGGUUGUGGUGGCUGUUGUUCAUGAGUCUGCUGCUAUUAUUGUGUAACUCUCCUCACGCCACGUGAUGCAGGGAAGACCUUUUGUCGAGUCAUGUUUUGUACAUUUCAUGUUUGGUGAUGGACACAUGUAACAACUGUGAUGUGAAAUAAA
Synchiropus splendidus (mandarinfish) is the source of this 2269-nucleotide messenger RNA. RefSeq names its product prostaglandin E receptor 4 (subtype EP4) c (gene ptger4c). The transcript has 2 exons. Gene Ontology annotation, molecular function: prostaglandin E receptor activity. NCBI's taxonomy places the organism in Eukaryota, Metazoa, Chordata, Actinopteri, Syngnathiformes, Callionymidae. The record is from RefSeq and is a predicted model, not a curated record. Gene Ontology annotation, cellular component: plasma membrane. Gene Ontology annotation, biological process: cellular response to prostaglandin E stimulus; inflammatory response; adenylate cyclase-activating G protein-coupled receptor signaling pathway. The coding region runs from base 1 to 1380 and encodes 459 amino acids.